AUCGCUCCAAAACAGCCGAAUGUUUUCGGGUCCUUUCCCCCCAUUCGGGCCGAUUCCCCUUGGAAGCACUCGCCAGUCGUCACGUCCCGUUCCUCCCGUUCCUCACUCCGCGCCACGUCACUCUCAUCUCGGUUUCUCGGUCAAGAGUCUUCUCUCGAUCCCUCUGCAACUCCCCAGCGUUCGCAUGAGGGAAUCGUGCGGCUGAGCUCUUUCGAAGAUCUCCUGCCCGAAGGCGAUGGCGCGGCUGCUCCUUCUCGCGGCGAUCCUCAGCUGCGCCGCCGCGGCGUCGGCGGCGGCGGGGAGCUCGGCCCCCGCGGCGGCGUGCGAGCUCAGCUUCCCCGAUCGCGACCGGCUCUACAACUACAGCUUGGCCUCCCCCAUCCCGAAAUUCCCGCACGGCGUGCUCAGCGAGGACGGGUUUUACAAAGUGGCGGCAAAUGAUACUGUGCUCUGGUUUCAGCUCUGCGGCGUUAUGAUAUUCAAUCACGACCCACCCAGAUGUGUUGACUGCUCGAAUUGUGGAGGUCCUUCACACUGCGGCAUGGAGUGUAGUGCUCUUGUGACAGAUGAUGUUGGUGGCUAUCCAGUAUGCAAGACAAUUGGGCGUGCAACUAGCACUUAUGUUAAUGUCAUAGAUGAGAAGAAACCACACAGUGGUGUCACUGUCAAGAUGAUAAGUGAUGGUGGCAAGUCUAAUUGUUCACUUUCUGUAUCCAUCGUAUGUGAUCCAAGUAGAGUUCAAGGACCAAAUUUACUUGAGAAAUCUGGGACUUGUGACUAUGCUACAUCGUUGAGGCAUCCUUCUGGCUGUGCUAAAAUAAUAUACGUUCACGGACAUGGAUGGGGUUGGUUUGGUUUCCUCCUGAUCAUAAGCCUGUGUCUCUUUGGAGGGUAUCUACUUGCCGGUACAGUGUACAGAUACUUUAUGCUUGGAGUUCAUGGUAUAGAUGCAUUUCCAAACCUAGAGUUUUGGGCUAGCUUGCCACAUAGAACACAGGGUUUAGUCAUGUCUCUAGUGCAAAAGUUUCGAGGGCCUUCUGAAGGUCACCGAAGCUCCUAUACUUCUGUUGGCUUUUAAGCUAUCAAUUUUCAUUCAAGAUUCAUUGGGCAAUAAUCUCCGGCUGCUUCUUAUGGUGCACAUUCUAAAGAUAAGAGGCAGUCUUCGAAGUUGAGAAUUUGACAUCGAAGAUUCGAUUUUGGGAUCAAUACCACCUAUAUACGAAGGCGUGGGAGGACUCUCUCUCUCUCUCUCUCUCUCUCUCUUUCUCUCUCUCUCUCUCUGUUAUUGCAUUUUUUGAAAGCUCCAAAUUCUCAACCGUUGAGGAUAUUUCUUUUUGAAUCUCAUCACGAUUACAUUCUUAUACUGCUUCUGUGAACGAAGUUCAUUAUAUGUUUGCCAGCUAACCUCUUUGUAUGAAAUUUUCUUCUCUUUUAAGAAAUUGUCAGUAGGCUCAAUUGAUUCUUCAGUUAGAUCGAUGAGUUAGUCAUAUAAUUGAUCUACGGUUAUCUUUUUAGUGUUAGGUACUUUUUAUGGGCUUUGACUCAUGCUUUAUUGCUAAUGUGCAUCCAAAUUUCAAUUUGGAUGACAAAACUUGGAAAUCACAAAGUUCAUCAAGAGCUUUUAACGUUCAAUGCCAGUGUUCCAUGGGUUUCCA
Eucalyptus grandis is the source of this 1655-nucleotide messenger RNA. RefSeq lists its product as hypothetical. Lineage: Eukaryota; Viridiplantae; Streptophyta; Magnoliopsida; Myrtales; Myrtaceae. The record is from RefSeq and is a predicted model, not a curated record. The coding region runs from base 236 to 1078 and encodes 280 amino acids. The transcript is spliced from 11 exons.